AUGAACGCGUCCCCAGAGGAAGAGUGUUUUCUGAGAGGCUCCUCGCUGACUCUGGCCCCUCUUGUUCCUCCUGAGGCCGCCUCAGUGCACCGCCGCUCACAGCCCAUCCUCAUCACUGCCAGCAGAACCCGAGGUAGAGAAGCCUUUUCAUCGUCGGUGCCUUCGAUCCCCAACCCGUUCCCAGAGCUGUGCAGCCCAUCAAAGUCACCCGUCAUCAGCUCCCUGCCUCUUUCCACAGACGACAAACGCCUGGUAAAGGUGUACGGGGAGGACAGCCACAGCCGCUCGGUGAGGGUGAGUCCGGAGACCACGGCCAGAGACCUGUGCCACAUGCUGGUGCAGACGGCCCACUGCAGCGACCAGGAGAACUGGGCCCUGCUCGAGGUCCACCCUGCGCUGGGACUUGAGAGGUGUCUGGAGGACCAUGAGGUGGUGUGGGCGGUGCAGUCCACAUGGUCCCUGAAAGGCGACACGAGGCUGGUGUUUCGCAAGAACUACGCAAAAUAUGAGUUCUUCAGAAAACCCACGCUCUUCUUCCCAGAGCCCAUGAUCUCAGACAGUGCGGACGUGAGCAAAGGCCUGACGUCACCAGAGCUCAUUAAGAAUCUCUUAAAGUCUGGGACAUGUCCUGAAAUCCAAGGCUUCCUUCAGUCCAAAGAGCCCAGCCGGAAGUCCUGGAAGAAGGUGUACUACUUCCUGCGCCGCUCUGGCCUCUACUACUCCAACAAAAGUUCCUCCAAGGAGCCGAGGCACUUGCAGUAUGUGGCUGAUUUAGAAGAUUUGAACGUUUACACCGUAGUCAACAGCAGAAAACUGUACGGAGCUCCAACAGAUUUCACUUUCUGUAUCAAGCCCACGAAAAACCCGGUGCGUGUCCAGGACCUGAAAUUCCUGUGUGCGGAGAGUGAAGAAACGCGGACUUGUUGGACGUCAGCCUUCAGACUUUUCAAGCACGGCAAACAGCUGCAGUGUAACUAUCAGUUAUCCAAGUUGGCACCGGAAAGACGAGAAGCAGCCAACCACGUCCCAGACACAAAAUCCAAGUCUGAGGUGAGUCUAGUGGCCAUGGACUUUUCAGGGAAGGCUGGAGGACGGGUUAUCCAGAGCGCAUCAGAGGCCCAGAGCGCAGCAAGGGAAGAGGGCCAGGCCUGGAGGAGACGAGAAGCCCUGAGGUGCAGUUUGCCGAACCUGACCUCUGGCCCGAGACCUUCCUCAAUCCACAAAACGCAGCCCUGGUUCCACGGCGGCGUGUCCAGAACAGAAGCUCAGAGACUCAUCCAGAGACAAGGACUGGUCGAUGGGAUGUUCCUGAUACGUGACAGCCAGCAGCACGCCCAAUGCUUCGUCCUCUCGCUCUGCUACAAGCUCAAGACUAAACACUACCUGGUUAUUCCCUUUGAAGAAGGAGGCAGGAAGUACUACACUAUGGACGACGGUGUGACGCUUUUCAUCGACCUUCUGCAGCUCGUGGAGUUUCACCAAAUCAACAAAGGCACUCUCCCGGUGUGCCUCAAACACCCCUGCAUCUGUGUCCUCUGA
Knipowitschia caucasica is the source of this 1539-nucleotide messenger RNA. The record is from the annotation of a GenBank genome assembly. NCBI's taxonomy places the organism in Eukaryota, Metazoa, Chordata, Actinopteri, Gobiiformes, Gobiidae.